UUAUCGUCAGUAACGAAACAUCCGCGAAUAAUCUACACUCGUUCAUCCACAUUUAGAAAUUUAGAUUGUUUUGCGCUACGAACUGCUAGUUGAUUCGCACACGGUUACGACUUCUUAAAGUUCACGAAAGGACAGGACGGUUAGUUCGCACAGAACUUGGUUCGAAGUGUUACUCAGUACUUGGAGUCGCAAUUGCAUGUACCAGUGCCUCUACUAUAUCAUCGCAUUGUCAGCGCGGAUACAUCUUCGACACGACGGAAUCACCAAGUAGGAACCAUGGCUUCGUCUUCAAAUCCUUACCAGCAUUAUGAUCAACCUCGUGUGGAGGAUGAUUUGAUUGAUCCUGAUGAUGCAACCCUCGAUGAUCUCGACGAUCCACUCAAUGCUACUACCUCCCGCACUCCCCUCACCGGAAACAUCCAACAAACGCAAUCCUCCACCCAAUCUUCCCAAAACUAUCUCACCUCCCGUAUCCCAGGCGAAGAUCGUCGAGCUCCCACAAAUACCCUCGAUGAAUCGGUUUGGGACACCCUCUCGCGCGAUCUCACAGCCAUCUGGUCUAAAAUGCGGGAAGUGCUAUAUCCUAAAUAUCUUUUUGGAGGCUCGAUGAUUGAUUCUCAUGGUUUGCGAGGCGCAUACUCGCAGUUUCGAGAAAAUGGGAUUCAAGGGGCGAGAGAAGAAUUGAGGGGCAUGAUUGGAAGAGUAACGGAUGUAGAGGGAUUGACUCAAGGGAAUGCGAUGAGUGAGGGAUUGAGAGAUUGGGAUUUAUGGGGCCCGUUGGUUUUUUGUUUGGGGUUGUCAUUGUUGUUGAGUUUUAGGGCGAGGGGAGAUCAAAUGAGUAAUGUUUUUAGUGGGGUUUUUGCUAUGGUUUGGUUGGGGGAGGCGGUGGUGACGGUGCAGAUUAAAUUGUUGGGUGGGAAUAUUUCCUUUGCCCAAUCCGUCUGCAUCAUCGGCUAUACCCUCUUCCCUCUCGUAAUUGCCGCACUCCUCUCAGCACUAGGUCUUCAUCCCAUCCCGCGAAUCCCCAUCUACAUUGUCCUGGUGGCGUGGAGUAUGGCGGCGGGAAUUAGUAUCUUGGGAGGAAGUGGAGUGGUGAAGAAUCGAGUGGGCUUGGCGGUUUUUCCUCUAUUUGUGUUUUAUUUGAUGUUGGGAGCGCUUUGUUUUAUUUCUUAGGGUUUGAUGGGUUUGGGGGGAUUAUGGU
This is a messenger RNA of Botrytis sinoallii, 1201 nucleotides long. RefSeq lists its product as uncharacterized. The record is from RefSeq and is a predicted model, not a curated record. Gene Ontology annotation, biological process: endoplasmic reticulum to Golgi vesicle-mediated transport. Gene Ontology annotation, cellular component: trans-Golgi network; membrane. The transcript has 3 exons. The coding region runs from base 277 to 1173 and encodes 298 amino acids. Lineage: Eukaryota; Fungi; Ascomycota; Leotiomycetes; Helotiales; Sclerotiniaceae.